AUGAUAACGCCUAGUUUCAACUGGGAACUAUUGAACGGGACGUACUAUAGGUCGAGAAUUGUGGAAGAAAAGCUGCAAUGGCCUCGAUCGACGGACACCCAAAAAUACCAGUACGCUACGUCUAGUUGUUUGAUAGCGUUAGAGAAUGUCGAUUCCCUGGACGUGUACGACUACUCUGGACAUAUGAUCAGUUCCGUUAAAUGGGAGGUGCUUGGCCACGGCUUGCCACUGAAGUUCGAUUUCCAGGAUCCCCUAGGUUUGCAAUUGAUGGUGGUGUUUUCAGAGUGCCUCAAACUGGUAAAGAGCUGGGAUCCCCUCGAUAUGGAAACCAUCGAACUGGACAAUGAUGUACAAGACACGAUAUGGGACUACAAGUACUCGUUUGUUGUGCUGAAGGAAACACAGAGUAUUUGGCGGUGCAACUGGCAAAAGCAUGCCCUUGAGCUAGUUUUCGAUAACGCUGGGGCCAACUACAAAUUACUAACCAAGAAACAGUGGUGUCCUUAUAGAACUGCAAUUAUACUUCUCGAUGUGGAGUCCGUUUAUAUAUUGGAUUGCCAGAAUACAGGGAAACUGACCAAAUGGCCUCUUCUACACGAAUGGCACGACGUUAAGAUUUCAAAAAUGGGUAAAAUAUGUCUUUACAACUACAAACUUAAUAAGAUCCAAGUGUUCGGGAGCUCAAAUCACAAGGAACUACUAUGGGAAAACAACAUUGACGAAGAAACACCUCAAGAGAUUGUAUGGUGCGGAGAAGAGACUGUCAUGUGCUCCUUUGAGGACGAAGUGAGACUGCUCAGUUUUGGAAACCAGUACGUUACUUUUUGGUAUCCUAGUAGCAUUGUUACCAUAUUCCCAGUGGUAGAUGGCGUCAAAGUAAUUACUGAAGAUCAGCUUAUACUAAUCACAAAAGUGAACAAAUUUACGGAAAAUGUCUUUAAAAUUGGUUCCACGGAACCGGGAGCCCUUUUGCUGGACGCAUACAAUAUGUUAGAGGACAGUCCGCCAAAGUCAUUGGACAGACUAAAGCAUAUUGAUUUGAAAGAAGGUGUUGAAGAUUGCAUGGACGCUGCAGAGGACGAAUUUGAUUCACAAAUACAGAAACAAUUGCUGAACUCUGCUUCAUUCGGAAAAGGGUCACUUCCGUACAAAUCGUUUGAUGCCAAUCGUUUUGUCAAAACUUGCGAUAAGGUACGGUCAUUCAACAUACUGCAAAGCUUUGGUAUCUUUCUCUCUUUUGAAGAGUACAGUAAUUAUGGUAUCGAAAAUGUUGUUCGCAUUUUACUUUUACAGCAUAAGUAUGCGGAAAGUUUGAAAGUUGCCGAGCUUACAGAGCAGAUGGGGCUUUACGAGUUAAUCUUCGAAGAUUGGGCCUCCAAGAAAAUACGGCUAAACUCAGAUUUGGAGGAUGACCAAUUGCUAACUUCCAUUGAAACCCAAUUAAAGGAGUUACCAAAGGGAGUCCGUCCGUCAACGGCGAAGAUUGGGCAAGUCGCAUACGAUGAGGGGAUGUUCACACUUUGCAGAAAUUUGUCGCUUUUAGAGAGUAAACCCGAGUUGAAGCUCAUCGCUUUAUAUAGACUAGACGACGACAGUUUAGCGCUAAAGGAAAGUUUGAAAAUUGGAGACCCGGAGAUCACCCUCUCACUGCUGUUGCAGCUGAAAUCAAAACUGACUGUGUCACAAUUAGCAAAACUUCUAAUACUGGAUACCUCCCAUUACGAUGACCAACUAUACUGCUACUACAAUCGAAAUGAGUUAUCUUACCUCUUUGAUUUUUACAGACAAAGCGAUCAGUACGUGGAUCUAGCACAUUGCAUUUUGCAACAGGGGGAGGAACAGAAUGCCGUGAAGUCAGUUCUCCCGCAAGUGGCAGAGCUCUACAGUAAAAUGGGGAACCGACACCCUACCGCGAAACAGAAUACGGAAAUAAUUGCUAAUGAGAUGAAACUGCUAGCCUACCAGGAGUCCAUAUCUGGAACUUACAGCGUUGACUUUACCUCAAUGACACUCAACGAAACUUUGGCGAAACUCAUCGAGCUGAAACAGGGCAAACAAGUGGAAGAGAUGGUGAAAACUUUUAAAAUCAACGAAAAGAAGUACUACCAUAUCACCUGCAAAGUCUUGGUAGAGCAAAACCGAUUCGAGGAACUGUAUGAGUUUGCGACCUCCAAAAAAUCUCCCAUCGGGUACGGUAUCUUUUACCGGAGAGUCCGCGAUAAAAACCGUAAAAGAGAGGCUGCCAUGUACAUUGACCUGAUUUCAAACCUAACCCAAGAUCAACGACAGGUCAUGAUCCAAGAGUGCCAGUAG
Huiozyma naganishii CBS 8797 is the source of this 2313-nucleotide messenger RNA. It is a transcript of the gene VPS16, whose product is annotated as tethering complex subunit VPS16. Gene Ontology annotation, molecular function: actin binding. The record is from RefSeq and is a predicted model, not a curated record. Bases 1 to 2313 code for a protein of 770 amino acids. Gene Ontology annotation, cellular component: lysosomal membrane; HOPS complex; endosome. NCBI's taxonomy places the organism in Eukaryota, Fungi, Ascomycota, Saccharomycetes, Saccharomycetales, Saccharomycetaceae. The transcript has a single exon. Gene Ontology annotation, biological process: endosomal transport; intracellular protein transport; vacuole fusion, non-autophagic.